CGGAAUGACACUUGACAGAUGAAAGUUAUAAACUGUCAAAAACUAUGCUAGAUAACCUAAAAGUACAUAAAACCGGAAAAUAAAAAUAUAAAAACAAAUUAUAGAAUGCGGUUACUGGGGACAGCACAAAAAAUAUACUCCAGCGUAAAUCAUUGUUUUAAUUAUAGAAACAAAGUUUUCUUCUCUUCAUCCGCAUAUGACAUAAAUCUGACUGUUCGAGGGGUGUCCCUACAAAACUACAUUAAACAACUAGAACAAGAAUAUGAAGACGCUUCUAAGGGAAACAAUUUUGCACUUAAAACUAGAGUUCACGAGUUGCAACCUCUAAUUCAAAUCCUACAAGAACGAAAAGCCAUUGUUGACAACAUAACCAAUUUGCAAGAUUUACUAAAUGAAAAGGACGACGAUAUUAAAAAACUGGCGGAAGAAGAAAAGGUAACAUUUGAAAAGACACUUGCAACAGUUGACGAAAAACUGCUAGAUGCUGUUUUGCCCCCAGAUAAAGAUGAUGAAUGUCGCUCGAUGGUUUUAGAAGUAAAUGCAGGGGUGGGUGGUCAGGAAGCUAUGCUCUUUGCGAGUGAAUUGUUUGAGAUGUACUCUACGUUUGCUGAACAUCAAGGCUGGGAGACUCAAAUUGCUGAUUAUACAACAACUGAUUUAGGUGGUAUUAGGCAUGGAAGUCUCCUAAUCAACGGCAGUGAUGUAUUUCGCUAUUUUAAACAUGAAGCUGGUGUUCACAGGGUGCAAAGAAUACCCACAACGGAGAAGGCGGGUCGAAUUCACACUAGCACAGUUUCAGUGCUCGCUCUUCCACAACCGUCUGAAAUAGAUAUUAGUAUAGAAAACAAAGAUUUGAAAAUUGAGACCAAGAGGGCGAGCGGUGCUGGAGGUCAGCAUGUCAAUACUACAGACAGUGCAGUGCGAAUCACUCAUCUACCAACUGGGAUAAGUGUGGAGUGCCAAGUAGAUCGGUCUCAAAUAAAAAACAGACAGAUAGCUAUGAUCAAAUUGCGGGCGUUACUCUACCAGAGAGAAAUGGAAAGUCAAGUGGAAAAAAGCCAGACUAUGAGAAAAAGUCAAGUCAGGUCUAACUUUAGGAACGAAAAAAUUAGGACUUACAAUUUUCCACAAGAUAGGGUAACAGAUCAUCGAUUGCAGGGUUGUACUGUACAUAACCUCAGAGGGUUUUUGCAAGGAAAUGAUGCCUUAAGGGACUUAAUAAAUAAACUGGAUUAUAACCUGAAAGUGGAAACUUUGUUGAGUUUUGUAGAUAAUAAGCAGAAAUAAAUUUUAUUUAAUGUUGCAUAA
Messenger RNA from Zophobas morio, 1308 nucleotides. It is a transcript of the gene mRF1, whose product is annotated as peptide chain release factor 1-like, mitochondrial. Gene Ontology annotation, molecular function: translation release factor activity. The coding region runs from base 106 to 1287 and encodes 393 amino acids. The record is from RefSeq and is a predicted model, not a curated record. NCBI's taxonomy places the organism in Eukaryota, Metazoa, Arthropoda, Insecta, Coleoptera, Tenebrionidae. Gene Ontology annotation, biological process: translational termination. The transcript has 2 exons.